AUGUGCGACGAGGACGAGGUCACCGCGCUGGUCUGUGACAACGGCUCUGGGCUGGUGAAGGCCGGCUUCGCCGGGGACGAUGCGCCCCGAGCUGUGUUCCCCUCCAUCGUGGGCCGACCCCGCCACCAGGGCGUCAUGGUAGGUAUGGGCCAGAAGGAUGCGUACGUCGGGGACGAGGCACAGAGCAAGAGGGGCAUCUUGACUCUGAAGUACCCCAUUGAGCAUGGCAUCAUCACCAACUGGGACGACAUGGAAAAGAUCUGGCACCACACUUUCUACAAUGAGCUGCGAGUGGCCCCCGAGGAGCACCCCACGCUGCUCACCGAGGCCCCCCUCAACCCCAAGGCCAACCGCGAGAAAAUGACCCAGAUUAUGUUUGAGACCUUCAACGUGCCGGCUAUGUACGUGGCCAUCCAGGCUGUGCUCUCCCUCUACGCCUCCGGCCGCACCACUGGGAUAGUGUUGGACUCUGGAGACGGUGUGACCCACAACGUGCCCAUUUAUGAGGGCUAUGCUCUGCCCCACGCCAUCAUGCGCUUGGACCUGGCCGGCCGAGACCUCACUGAUUACCUAAUGAAGAUCCUCACAGAGCGGGGUUACUCCUUCGUCACCACCGCUGAGCGGGAGAUCGUGAGAGACAUCAAAGAAAAGCUAGGCUACGUAGCCCUGGACUUCGAGAAUGAGAUGGCCACAGCUGCCUCCUCCUCGUCUCUGGAGAAGAGCUAUGAGUUACCAGACGGGCAGGUUAUCACCAUUGGCAAUGAGCGGUUCCGCUGCCCCGAGACCCUCUUCCAGCCCUCCUUCAUAGGCAUGGAGUCUGCGGGGAUCCAUGAGACCACCUACAAUUCCAUCAUGAAGUGCGACAUCGACAUCCGCAAAGACCUCUAUGCCAACAACGUCUUGUCUGGUGGCACCACCAUGUACCCCGGCAUCGCUGAUCGGAUGCAGAAGGAAAUCACCGCCUUAGCCCCAAGCACCAUGAAGAUCAAGAUCAUUGCUCCCCCUGAACGCAAAUACUCUGUCUGGAUUGGGGGAUCCAUCCUGGCCUCCCUGUCCACCUUCCAGCAAAUGUGGAUCACCAAGCAGGAAUACGAUGAGGCCGGCCCCUCCAUCGUGCACAGGAAAUGUUUCUAAGUCUUCGGCCGCACAGCCUCCUCUCCCUGGUGUCCUUGGCCUUUUCCUGUUCCAUUGUUUCUUUCCAGCCUUACCAAAGCACGCACCUGCCAUCUUUUCCACCUGGGCUGCUGCCUGCCUCUGGCCAAGGAGCAGCAGCCACUGCUAUGGUGAAGGGACGCUCAUUCUGCUUCGUCCUUGGCAAGUGCCAUCGCCAGUG
This is a messenger RNA of Vombatus ursinus (common wombat), 1333 nucleotides long. RefSeq names its product actin, alpha skeletal muscle-like. The record is from RefSeq and is a predicted model, not a curated record. NCBI's taxonomy places the organism in Eukaryota, Metazoa, Chordata, Mammalia, Diprotodontia, Vombatidae. Bases 1 to 1134 code for a protein of 377 amino acids. The transcript is spliced from 6 exons.